Opisthocomus hoazin is the source of this 603-nucleotide messenger RNA. The record is from RefSeq and is a predicted model, not a curated record. NCBI's taxonomy places the organism in Eukaryota, Metazoa, Chordata, Aves, Opisthocomiformes, Opisthocomidae.
AUGGGAAAAGACAAGUACGAAAAUGAAGACCUAAUAAAGUAUGGCUGGCCUGAAGAUAUCUGGUUUCACGUGGAUAAACUCUCUUCCGCGCACGUCUACCUUCGGUUGCACAAGGGGCAGACGGUGGAUGACAUUCCCAAAGAAGUUCUGAUAGACUGUGCCCAUCUGGUGAAGGCAAACAGCAUUCAAGGUUGCAAGAUGAACAACGUCAACGUGGUGUACACACCGUGGACUAACCUGAAGAAGACCGCGGACAUGGAUGUGGGGCAGAUCGGCUUUCACCGACAGAAGGAUGUGAAAAUGCUGACGGUGGAGAAGAAGGUGAAUGAGAUCCUGAACCGGCUAGAGAAGACAAAAGUGGAGCGCUUCCCAGACCUGGCUGCUGAGAAGGAAGCCCGGGACAGAGAGGAGCGAAACGAGAAAAAAGCCCAGAUCCAAGAGAUGAAGCGGAAGGAGAAGGAGGAGAUGAAGAAGAAGAAAGAGCUGGAAGAACUUAGGAGCUACUCAUCGUUAAUGAAGGCUGAGAACAUGUCCUCUAAUCAGAACCUGGUGCUGGUUCUACCCGGCAGGCUGAGCGGCUCCGUGCCACGGACGAACUUCUGA